This is a messenger RNA of Manduca sexta (tobacco hornworm), 549 nucleotides long. Its product is annotated as skin secretory protein xP2-like. Bases 1 to 549 code for a protein of 182 amino acids. NCBI's taxonomy places the organism in Eukaryota, Metazoa, Arthropoda, Insecta, Lepidoptera, Sphingidae. The transcript is spliced from 2 exons. The record is from RefSeq and is a predicted model, not a curated record.
AUGAAGGCCAUGAAGGAGAAAUGCCACCUAAAACGACGCCUCGAAGACCUGGAGGCGUCCGCAAACAAGCAAGUCGACAGAGGAGAUGCUGGCGAUGGUGGAAGCGAGGGAGGGGCGCCGAACACUAAACCGGCCAAGAGCAAGGGAAAGGAAGAGGGGAACAGCCCAACGCGCUCCCGCUCCCGCCCCCUCCCUGCCCCAGUCGCUGGGCCCUCCAGCGCGCCACAGCCCGUCGCGGGACCCUCCACGGCUCCGGCGAAUACGUCGGCAUCGACGGCAAAGAAGACCAGGACCGAAGGGAGAGAUGCCCCGGCAAAAAGCCCCAAAGGGCAAGAAGAACGGACCGCCUCCAGCCCAGCUCCAGAGCCCCGUGUGCUGCCGCCAGCCCCGGCUAAGUGGACACGCCGUGGGUCGAAGGUGGUCAGGGAAACCGGCAGCAGCAGCAGCAAACAGCACGCAGCCGCCGAAACCGACGCGCCGGAAGAGCCAAAACUGCGGCCGCCACGUUCUGCGGCCGUAGUCAUCUCAACAACAGGCGAAGGGGCCUGA